Molecule: messenger RNA, 699 nt
Organism: Aspergillus chevalieri
Lineage: Eukaryota; Fungi; Ascomycota; Eurotiomycetes; Eurotiales; Aspergillaceae
Gene: YFH7
Product: phosphoribulokinase/uridine kinase family protein
Exons: 1
Coding region: 1-699 (232 amino acids)
Cellular component (GO): cytoplasm
Molecular function (GO): ATP binding; kinase activity
Source: RefSeq, a predicted model, not a curated record
AUGGAAGCCGAGUAUACCCACCUCGCCGACAGGAUCCUGUCGCAAGCCCAAUCGCAUUCUAAACCACGCUUUCUGGUCGCCAUCGCCGGGGCUCCAGGAUCUGGGAAAACCACCACCGCAAAGGCUGUACAAAGACAUCUCAACGACCGCCUAGCCCGCUCCAAUGAUCUGAAUACUAGCGCUGCCCUCCUCUCAAUGGACGGCUUCCACCUCCCACGAGCUACUCUCGACACCCUGGCCAACCGUGAAGAAGCGUACGUCCGACGUGGUGCUCCUUGGACUUACGAUAUAGAGGGUUUCCUGCAGUUCGUGAGACAGUUGCGCUUGUGGGUAGAUACAAAUCCAACACAUCACAACCCCGUUCUUACCGCACCUACGUUUGACCAUCAUACCAAGGAUCCUGUCGCAAAUGGAUUCUCUAUUCAGCCGAAUAAGUCUAUUGUGCUCCUUGAGGGAAAUUAUCUGCUCCUUGACAAGGAAUACUGGCGCGAGGUUGCCCCGCUGAUGGACCUACGGGUUUUCCUCGAUGUUGAUUUGGGAAUUACAAGGAAUAGGCUUGCUAUGAGGCAUGUUGAGGCAGGUAUUGAGAAAACACUGGAUGAUGGCUAUCGCAGGGUGGACAGGAAUGAUUAUUUGAAUGGUUUGGAGAUACAGGAGAACUUGAUUACGCCGGAUGUGGUUUUGCAGAGUGCAGGGUAG